Messenger RNA from Metarhizium robertsii ARSEF 23, 1308 nucleotides. RefSeq names its product protein fluG. Gene Ontology annotation, molecular function: glutamine synthetase activity. NCBI's taxonomy places the organism in Eukaryota, Fungi, Ascomycota, Sordariomycetes, Hypocreales, Clavicipitaceae. The transcript has a single exon. The coding region runs from base 1 to 1308 and encodes 435 amino acids. The record is from RefSeq and is a predicted model, not a curated record.
AUGGAUAAGAUCAAAGAGUUCCUCCGAGUCAACAAGUCCAUCAAAUACAUCCGCAUCCAAUGGAUAGACUACUCUGGCGUGCUGCGCGCACGCUUCGUCCCCGUCGCUCGCUGCCUGCGAAUCGCCAACGGCAGCGAAACCAUCCGUCUCGCCCAGAACAGCAUGAUCAUACCCAUCUCCACCGCCCCCAGAAUCUUCUCCCUCAGCGACUACCACGAAACUUGGUUCUUGCGCCCCGAUUGGUCCUCCCUACGUGUUUGUGGCUUUCAGACCGGCCACGCGGCCGCCAUGAGCUUCGUCGACCAAAAGGAUGCCGAGACCAGACUCGACAAGUGUCCACGCAUGCUGCUUAUCCAGGCUCUUGAACGGCUUGACAAGGAAUGGGGUGUCAAGGUGCUAGUAGGCUUUGAGAUUGAGUUUGUGCUCUUAGAUGGAGAUGGCUCAAAUGACGUUGUGAAGCCCCUGGAUCGACUGAAUGGAUACUCUAGAACAGCUGGAUUGCGCGCCGAAACGUUGGAUCUAGUGGAAGAGAUUAUCGACGCUCUCGAGCAGUCUUCCAUUAGCAUUCACCACUUCCAUGCAGAAGUUCAGGAUCAGCUAGAGAUUGCUCUUACCCCUGAACCCGCGUUACAAGCCGUUGAUUCCCUUGUUUUAGCACAGGAAACUAUUCGGGCGAUAUGCGUACGUCGGAAUCUCAAGGCGACCAUGACCCCGAAACCAACACUGGCUGGACCAUCAAACGGCCUACACCUCCAUCUCUCCCUUGUCAACGUCAACGUGGAACACGUGUCGGCAGAUCAUUUUAUCGCCGGCGUCCUUGACCACAUGGGCUCGCUGUGUGCUUUUGGAAUGGCAAAUUAUGAUGGCUACGCCCGUUCCGUUGGCGAUGCUGCGGGCGCAUGGGUUGGAUUUGGCACCGAUAACCGUGACUUGCCGGUUCGCAAGAUCAGCGACUGGCAUUGGGAGUUCCGCAUGAUGGACGGCACUGCAAAUCCCUAUCUAUUCGCCGCGGCUGUUUUGCUUGCUGCUCUAGAUGGGCUUGCAAAGAAGACGGAGUUGGUUUGGAAGGAUUGCAAGCUCUUCCCACAUUUGAUGAACGAGAAAAUGCGGGUUGAAUACGGAAUCAAUAACAGCAUGCCAGUCACGUUUAAAGAGGCGUUGGAUUGUUUAAAGGAGGAUGCUGUUGUAAAUGCUUGGAUUGCAAAGGACUUGCUGGAGUGGUACAUCUCCGUCAAGGAGAAAGAGGUGGAGGUUUUUGGGGAAAUGACCGAUGAGCAGAGACGGCUUCGAUUCUUGGAGUACUUUUGA